AGUGUUAAUUAAGUAAAUUACUUAAGAAUGUAUUUAGUUUACUUAAUAAUUACUUAGGUGAAUGGUGGCGUUUUGUUGCUGUUGUCAGUGAUUUGAAAUGGUCUGAGGGUUUCAGGCUGAUCAGGUAAUUCAACAAAGGGAAGGUGCCCUAAUUGAAUUGCCUUGAUCAGAUUUCAGAUUCAGAUUUCAUUUCUCUCUCCAACCAAGGUUUUCAUAAUGGCUGAUGAGUAAGUAUUGUUAUCUGGGACAAUAGGUCGGCUUGACUGUUAAUUAAUUAUGCAUAUAGCUCCUCUUCAAGUACAUUUUUUAAUAAUACCGCUUUAAUGAUUAUGUAUAGCUCAAUCUCAGUGUGUUAUCUGUUUAAAAAGACAUAAUAUUAUCUGUUCUAAAUAUACUUAGCAUAAGCCUUGUUAUAACGAAGUGGACCUAUUGUCUUGAGAUGACAAGCCAUUUGAGUCUGACAGCAGCAUGAUGUAGCCUAAGUAAUAAUGUAUGUAAUGUAAGUAUAUAAUAACUGCUUUUGGGAGUAUGAUACGUGUGUCCUACCUAUUACUUGAGAUGAUAAGGAAUUUGAGUCUUACAGUAGCAGCAUGUUGUAGGCCCUAGUUAUAAUGUAUGUAUGUUAGAAUAACUGCUUCUGAGGGUACGAUACGUCCGUUCUACCUGAUUGUGGAUCUCUUGCAAUUUACAUUCCUUUGCAAAUGACACAUAAUGACCCUGUUAAGCUGCCAGUUAGCCAUACACUGAGCUAAAACUAAGGGGAUGCUACAAUGCUAUCUGCGGCAGAAUGGCUUUUUCCUGUAGUGUCCUUGCCCUAAUCCAUGGGUAAAAUUAUGAUGGGGCUUGGGGACUGCGUCCGUCCGUCCGUCCGUCCGUCCGUCCGUCCGUCCGUCUCUGUCUGUCUGUCUGUCUGUCUGUCUGUCUGUCUCCUAUUACAAUGUAAUGUACCUCCAGCAGGUUACAAAUAGUUUUUCUUUUUACUAAUGCUAUUUUUUUAACUUAUGUGUCUCCCUUGUCUUUUUGUGCCCAUAAACCUGUUCAAAUUUAAGUGAGGUAAGUAUUUUAAUGUUUAUAAAUUCACCAUCAUCACGAUCAUCAUCAUCAUGACCAUCGUCAUCAUCAUCGUAUUAGAUUUAGGACAGGAAAAUUCUUCAUUCUAUUUUGACUUGUCUGUUAUGCCAAGCAUUUCUUUCACGUCUAGUUGAAUCUUACAUGCAAUUUUGAACAAAGUCAAAUCAAUCAAGAGACACGUUUUUCAGACUACCUCUCAUAGAAGUGUGUAUACCUUGAUAAUUUUGAACAAUGUCCUGACAUGUCCCCUCUGUCCCUGUAGGAGCAAGACAAACCCAGGCCAAUGAAUCCCAAGUUAAUUGAAAAGCCGAAGUCGAAGAUUACGGCUUCGCGUAAACUCUCCCUGAAGAUCAUGCUGCUCACCAGGGCGAUGGAGCAGCUGGAACAGGAGACGCAGGACAGGGAUGAGGAGAAACUGAGCUACCUGGGAGAGCGACUGCCCCCCCUGCAGUUCUCUGGACUGUCAUUGACUGAGCUACAGGACCUAUGCAAGCAGCUCCAUGGAAAGAUAGAUGUGGUAGAUGAGGAGAGAUACGACUGUGAGGCCAAAGUGACCAAGCACAACAAAGAUGUAAGUCUUCGGCCCUUUGGGUGAGAUGUUAUCCUCAGGUCCUGCCUCUUGUGGUGGCAACAAAUGGGUGUUAGUCUC
Molecule: messenger RNA, 1720 nt
Organism: Salvelinus fontinalis (brook trout)
Lineage: Eukaryota; Metazoa; Chordata; Actinopteri; Salmoniformes; Salmonidae
Product: troponin I, slow skeletal muscle-like
Exons: 4
Coding region: 1355-1666 (103 amino acids)
Biological process (GO): muscle contraction
Cellular component (GO): troponin complex
Source: RefSeq, a predicted model, not a curated record